AUGGCUGAGCCACCUGCCGUGCCUCGUCCGUUAUGGGCCGCCUUGCUGGACCGGGCCGUAGGGUGGGCCCUCGGCCUGCCCUCCGAAGCGGGUGGAUACACCACUCAACCUCUCAAGAUCCCUCUUCCUGAUGGUGCCGUCCUUGCUUGCGACCUUUACCGACCUAGUCGAGAUCCUCUGGGUACCAUUCUUGUAAGAGGACCCUACGGGCGCGCUUUCUUCUUUUCCCUGAUCAACGCCCGUAUUUUCGCGGCGCGCGGGUAUCAAGUCCUCUUCGUCAGUUCUCGCGGCACAUUUGGCUCCACUGGGACUUUCGAGAUAGGAUGCGAGGUACAAGAUGGGCAUAAUGUUGUUUCGUGGAUGAGACAGCAACCUUGGUAUACAGGCACAUUUGCGACGUUGGGAGCAUCUUAUCUGGGCUUCACGCAGUGGGCUUUACUCACAAAUCCGCCAUCGGACAUGGUCGCUGCCAUCAUGACAGUCGCGCCUCACGACUUUGCUGAGCGUAUGUGGGGUACGGGAGCAUUCAGCUUACAGCAACACAUUCAGUGGAGUGAUAUCAUGGCAAAUCAGGAAACUCGAACUAUAUGGGAGUUGAUCACGGCCUUCAGAGAUCCCACUCGUCUCGACCCACUGUUGAAAAGCGUUCCCCUAGAACCUGCAUUGAGACGCCACUUCGGGGACAAGGCUCCUUGGGUCUUUAGCCAUAUCGGCCAGCCUGAUUUGGACCACGAGGUCUGGGCGCCUCUUAGGCACGGAAAAGCUUUGGACAGAGCAAAUAUACCUAUCCUUCUCAUCGCUGGUUGGUUUGACAUCUUCCUCGAGCAGACCAUCGAAGAAUACCAGGCCUUGAGUCGACGUGGAUGCCCUGUGGCAUUAAGAAUUGGUCCUGGAGGGCACACAGAAGCUCAGAACGGAGACACAACUAGGGAUACUCUAAAGUGGCUUGACACUCAUCUUGCUCGGAACCAUCAGUCAAAAGAGAUCCCAGCAGUUAGAAUCUACCGAGAAGGAGAUACGCUCCAAUGUAUUGAGCUUCCAAAAUGGCCUCCGCCCACAGGCCAUCAGGAGCUGUUCUUGGCAUCGGAUAGUCGACUUGAAGACCAGCAGUCCUCGAAGCCCGACACCUCCAGCUUCGUUUUUGAUCCUUCAAACCCCACACCGACUGUUGGCGGAGCUCUCUUGUUGGGCAAAUGCAAAGUCGACGACACUUCAUUGUGCGUCCGGGAAGAUGUCCUCACAUUCACGUCGGAGCCGUUGACAAAUUCCCUCGAUAUUUUUGGCCGCCCUUCGGUUGACCUCGUUCAUUCGAGUGACAAUCCUUUCUGUGACCUCUUUGUUCGUUUGAGUGUCGUUGACUCACAGGGGAGAUCGCGAAAUAUCACGGAGCGGUACCGACGUAUCGAAGCAAGUCAGAAUGGCAAGUUGAUCGAUCUCGAUAUGGCAGACACCGCCUACAGGGUCCCGGCUGGUUCGAGACUCCGACUUGUUGUCGCGGGCGGGUGUUCCCCUAAAUACAGCCUGAACCUUGGAACAGGAGAAAGCAUUGCAACUGGAACUGUGCUGCGGCCGGCUAAACAUAUUAUUCACUAUGGAGGAGACAGUGGUUCAUGCUUAAUUCUUCCUGUUCUUAAAAAACUGUGA
Messenger RNA from Colletotrichum truncatum, 1644 nucleotides. RefSeq names its product hydrolase. Lineage: Eukaryota; Fungi; Ascomycota; Sordariomycetes; Glomerellales; Glomerellaceae. The record is from RefSeq and is a predicted model, not a curated record. Gene Ontology annotation, molecular function: dipeptidyl-peptidase activity.